This is a messenger RNA of Tinamus guttatus (white-throated tinamou), 988 nucleotides long. The record is from RefSeq and is a predicted model, not a curated record. Lineage: Eukaryota; Metazoa; Chordata; Aves; Tinamiformes; Tinamidae.
AUGAUGAUGAUGAAGGUCGAAGAGCUGGUGACGGGGAAGAAAACUGAUGAUAAAGAGACUGGCAGUUUCCUCCCUGAGGACUUCAAAAAUGGAGAGUACGAAGCUGCUGUAAGAUUAGAGAAGCACGAGGAUCUAAGGACAGUUUCUGAGCUGACCCGAGGAGAACUGGCCUAUGAGAAGGAGAAGAAGCUAGAGGCAGAGCUCAAGAAGAAAAAAUUACAGGAGAGGCCAAAACUUGAAAACUUGGAAGAUCUUGAAAAAAUUAUUCAGCUGAGGAAGAAGAAAAAAUGCAAGAAAGUGAAAGUGCCCGUUUUAAAGGAACCCGAGCCAGAAGUUAUCACAGGACCAGUGGAUAUUCCCACCUUCUUUAGGGCUGCACUGGAGAACAAGUUGCCAGUAAUCGAGAAAUACUUGUCAGACAAAGGGGAUCCAGACGUCUGCGAUGAGUACAAGCGCACAGCAUUGCACAGGGCAUGCUCUGAAGGACAUCUAGAGGUGGUAAAAAAGUUAGUGGAAGUUGGAGCCCAACUCGAACUGCAAGAUAUGCUUGAAUCCACCGCCCUGCACUGGGCAUGCCGGGGUGGCAACCUGGAUGUCCUGAAAUUCCUGCUUGACAAGGGAAUAAACAGAAACAGCAGAGACAAGCUGCUCAGCACCCCUCUGCACGUGGCCGUGCGGACGGGGCAGUACGAGUGCGGGGAGCACCUCAUCGCCUGCGAGGCGGACCUCAACGCCAGGGACAGAAAAACUCCCUUCUGCUACACCAGCAAGCCCAUGGCCGAUGGCAAGUCCAAGCUGAGUCCGUGUUCACUGGCUGAAACUAAAUCUUGCUUCCUCUGCCCCUUCAACCAGGAAGGGAAAACCCCCAUGGAUCUCGUGCUUCAGUGGCAGAAUGGCACCAAAGAGAUAUUCAACAACCUGAAAGACAAUUCCUACAAAAGCACACAGCUAAACAAGUUUUGAAGAUAGAAGACUGCUUUCUGCUGCU